CAGGGGUUACAGCAGCACGGAAUAUGCUCGCAAAUAUGUGAUUUUGUACAAAUCCUACUCGCAGUCAGGUGAUUGAGGUCGCGUGCGGACAUCGACAACAUCUCACCGCCGGUAAAGAAGAAACGUGCGCGCGGAGCAGCUCGUGUAUUUCUACGGUUCCUUGUGGAGGUUGUUGGACGGGACAGCGGAGCAUCGACUGAGCCUCGUGUUUAGUCCUUAAAUAACCCAGGCUGCCUCCAAGGUCCCCGGUGUAUUGCUCUACCUCCAUCCCAGCGAUGCUGCCCUGCCUGCGGAGAGUCCUGCGGCCCGCUCUCUCUCUGAGAGCCGGGACUGGGUCGGCCACAGCCGGACUCAGCAGCCACCAAACAGCCGCCGCAGCGCGGCUCGCCUCGGAGCCUCCUCUGUCCAUGCUGGUGCAGCGGUGUAACCUGGGAACUCACCCGCUGAAGGAGCCCGUGGAGCCCCUCAACUCGCCCCGGGGAGCCAAGGAGUUUAUUUAUACUCUUCAUCCGUCUGAGAGGACCUGCCUGCUGCGAGAACUGCACAGGUUCGAGUCCAUAGCCAUAGCUCAAGGACAGCUGGAAGUUGCACCACCGACUGCAGCACAGUUAAGAUAUGUUCUGCUGCACAAUGCGAUUCCUUUCGUAGGAUUUGGAUUCCUGGACAACUGCAUCAUGAUUGUUGCUGGCACACAUAUUGAGUUAUCCAUCGGUGUGGUCCUCGGCAUUUCAACCAUGGCAGCUGCUGCCCUUGGCAACCUGGUGUCUGAUCUGGCAGGACUAGGGCUGGCAGGUUAUGUGGAGGCCUUGGCGUAUCGGCUGGGAAUGCAGAUUCCUGACUUAAGCCCAAAACAGGCCGACAUGUGGCAGACCAGAGUCAGCUCUCACUCGGGUAAGGCCAUCGGUGUUGGCAUCGGCUGCAUCCUCGGCAUGUUUCCUCUCAUGUUCUUCAAGGAUGAUGAUGAAAAGAAAGAAGGGCAGACAGAAGCGGAGGAGAAAACGCAACCCACACCUGCUCCAACAGAGAGCAGCAAAAACUGAAACCUUCAUCUUGUCAGAGACAAAUACUAUUUGGAAUCCAUUAGAAUACUUUAAACUGGGACUGGAGUGUGUGGAAAUGUCAUUCAACCUGUCUAAUCCCCGGCUACUUUACUUUGCGAGGCCCAGUCAAACUAUCAAAGGUAUUCUGAAGAGGAUUUUAGAUAGUAUUUGAUUGUGGACUUUGAACUUUGGCAUAGGGACCUGACUGUCUCUUGAGGAGACAAAAAAUGGAUGAUUCAUUGGACUGCUGCUACUCCAACUAUUGCACCGUAACCUCAAAAUGUCUUGACUGACCGACUCCGGCUGAAACUCAUUUACCUAAACCACACUGCAGUGGCCUCUUUCUCUGUUGAAUACAUAAACCUCUGACUCUAAAUGGUUAGACAGCAGGUAAGGGUAAUUGAAAGUUUGGGGGCUUACGAAAAUGACAACAACUUAAAUCUCACUCUCAGAGCAUGAGUAUCUUUAAAGGUUUCUUGUAUAUUGUCAGAAAUCCUGAUAACUCAUAGAGGAAGGCUGAGCAAAGAAGCAUGUUAAUGGUGCAUUUCAGAAGUGUUAAAUUAAUUCUUAAUCAGUUUUUUGAAGGUGAUGAUGAGCCAAGGAAAGAGGGUCACCUUUGCAUAUAAAGGUGCACCCAUCCACUUAAAGUAUCUGUAGUUUUACAAGCAUGUCUGCCUUUUGAUGAUGGCAAAGUCUUAAAAGGUCUCGCCAGCCUCACUCACACUCCAUGACAACCAGCAAGCUGCUUCUAGUGAGAAUACAAGUGGUUAGAUAAGUUACACCUGCUAGCUGCCUCUUUACUUCGGAAGAUUUUUAUGUUUCUUUUUUGUUUAUCGAUGAGCUUUUUGAUGAUUACAUAUGGCAGUGAGAUGCACCAAAUGUCUUCAGCUGAAUGUAACCAGGUACGUGUAGUUUGACAUCUAACCUUUUAAAGAGUGGCUUGUUCCUCAGAGGAGUUGUGCAGAAAUGAGAGGAAUAUAGUGAGGCUGAGGGAGGAAGAGAUGGAGAGUAACUGUGACAGAAAGAUAAGAAAUGCCAACACCGAGCCACCUGAGACCUCGUCCCAUAUUCACUGACCCUCUGGCUCCAACACCACAUGAUUUAUCUUCUUCACCAACCUGCAGCUGAACUACAACAGUCCUCUCUAAUGCAUGGUGAGAUAGCACCAGGCAGGUUGCACAAAACACCUUAAGAUUUUCCUUUAAGUUUAAGUGAAACUUUUCCUAAAAGGUUCACUUGAGUAUUUGAGUUUUUCUCCCUGAAUUGGUCUUUUACUUAAAGAAUUCCUAAGCCAAAAAAGCAAAAAAAAGACCAAAUGAAGGUUAAAUAUAUAAAUAAUUUACCUAUGACUUUAUCUUAGUCAGAACAUGGCUAAUGGCAGUAAGUUAAAAAAUGAACACAUCCUAAGAAGAGUGUUGUGCGACCAUUUGAUUUAACACUACAGACUUGACUGAAAAAAAUCAUUUAUUUAUAUUUUUAAUGUUUAAAUUUUUUAAUUUUUGUUUUCUGUCUGCUGUAAUUUGGGUAUCAAAUUUACUUUUAAGUAUCUGCUUCCUACUAUUUUGUUCAUCCAGCAGUAUGACCUUUCCCUCCUCCAAUCAUUUUUUUUUUUUCAUUUUUUCAUCUGCCAUUUUUAUGAGAAGAACACCUUGAGGGUCAAAUGUUAUGUAAAUGCCUCAAUGUUUUUCCUUAACUAAGAUUUUAAGGGAUUCUAUGCAACUGCCUUAAGUAAGUACCUCAGCUAAAGUGAAAAUAAUCCUUCAGUGUCAUACUUUAGGAGAAAGCUGAAGGUGUUUUGUGCAACUGGUCCCAGCCCUCUACUCCACUUUGACUUCACAGUCAGUGAGAUGUUUGUUAAUCUGUUUUCAUUCUGUGUAAAGUCUAUUACUGCUUUUUUUCACUCAGCUACACUGUAGGUGUAGGUAUAUUAUAUUGUCUCUGCUGUGCUGCCCUCUGCUGGCUGAAAUUCAGAGGAAGCUGUUUGUUUCUUUCAGUUACAUACUGCCACACGCUAUAGAUCAUCAGCUAUUUGCUUUUCCUGUUUUGGUAUUCAAGACCCUCGAUGUCUUGCCAUUAAGUUCUGUGUUAAUCUACAGCAUCAGCCCACCAUGAAACAUGAAGGCAGAAAGGAUCUAUUGCGGAUAAUAAUCAAUUUAAGUCUUAAUUCAGCUGUCACUGAUUUCCUAAUUUAUCUUUUGAAGAGUUGUGUUUGUCACCUGCUUGGCUCAGGUUGCUCAUCUCAUCAGCAGAAAUGAAGACCGUUUAUGGCGUUGAAUCUGUUGAGAAAAGAAAGGAAGCAGCCACGUGUCACUGACUGGAAUUUCCUCGCAGAAAAAUGUAUUUAUUUUUGUUAUAAUAUCCAGACUUGUAUUCAUGUAUGUUCUCACUGUAUAUUCCCUUUAUCUCAAAGGACAAUGAAUAUAAGAAUAGAAAGUAUUUGUUAGCUAAAAAACACCUUUGUUAGUAUAUUUUCAACAGGAAGUACUUUGCAGUUGAUCGCUCCAUGUUACAGACCAUACUUGCUAAACAUGCUCUGAAGACUUACCCUGUAUGAGAUUGUUCUAGUUAUUUAUUAUGUGGGUAACAGUGAUCUUAAACAGUGACACAAAUGAAGAAAAGAACUUAACAUAUUUAUGUAGUUAGGAUUUUUGAUCUGAUUGCUUGAUUUCCACCUUGCAUGCACUGCUAAUAAAAAAAAACUAUUGUACAUGUUCACUGUGUAAGAACCCUAAAAAAAAAAAGUUAAUGCGUUGCAGCAGGAUGCAAAUUCCUGGAGGUGAUAUGCAAAAGUAAUGUGAUUGACAUGCAAAAGACUUUUGACUGCUUUAUACGGCUGUCUGAACAAGCACAAGGCAUCUUCUUUUCCUAGAAAUGAUAAACAUAGUUUAAAGUUCAAUGAUCUGUUUCUGAGUAGCCUUGCAGAGGUUUUGCAGGUUGGUAACAGAGCCCUCUGCUGGGAUGUGAACUGGCAAAUGCAGUGUGGAGAUUUGAACAGUGUGUGGAUCCUUCAAAGAGCAGAAUGUGAUGAGAAAACUGCUCAGUGGGCAAAAUGUGAUGAUAGUAAUAGUUUCCAGUAACAGCAGUAAUUUUCCUCCUUGCAUUGGAUCAUUAAAUUGCCUGUUUCACCACUAUAAGACUGUUUUUUGUGCACAGUCAGUCAAGGUUUCAAAAUACUGUAAUUUUGGAGCCAUUAUCUUUUUCCAAAAUUCACUUUACACUGCAUCACUUAACCAUGUUCUGCCUCUCUCCUGAAGGAAAACAAAAAGUUCACAAAAGCUCGGUGUUGAUACGUUAUCUUGAAUCGAUGCAAGUUAAUCUUUGGAAAAAAUCAAGAAUUCCUUAAAAAACAUUAAAGAAUUCUGCCUGGGUUGCCUCCUUCAUGUGUGUAAUACAGUAUGUUGCAGUUUGUGAGUACAUACUUACCUUUCUGCUGAUAGUUUUUGUGUACUUUAAGCUGGCUGCCUAUUAUUUAGUUAGAAAUUAUUGUGGAGUUCUUAUUGCUUUCAGUGUUGGUUUGGACCUGCUUUGGUUUCAGAAGAUUUGGAAGCUUUACUAUCGUGAGAUUUGGACAAGCAGGAGUCAUUAGCCAGAGAAAUUUCAGUCUACAGUACACAGACAUUACUGUCCAUACAGUUUAUAGAACACGGUCCUGUAUUUGGAGACCAUAUUGUUCAUCUUAUGAUCUGAAAGAAUUUCUUAAAAAACUAUCAGUUCCGGAGUUGCAUGUUAAAAUUGUCUUCAAUAAGGGAGAAUGUGGCAAUUUUUUAGCCGCCCUGGGCGUUGCUCCAAGGUUGGCAUUGUUUCUCUGUCGUUCAGUCAAACCACCACUUUGGUCCAAAAUGACAUAUCUCAACAUUUAGAUGGAUUGCUGUGAAAUUCUGCACAAACAUUCUUGUUCCUCCGAUGAUGAAGCUCACCAACUUUGGUCAUUUCCCCUGGCACCUUUCCUCACGGUUGGUGUAAGCUGCAUGUGUAUAAGCCAAAGUUACUUUACUACAUUUAUAGAGCAAUGAACUACUGCUGUUGCAUUAAAACCUCUGAAGCAUCAACUUUGCAGGAAGUAAAAAAAUUUAAAACAGAAAAGUCAUUAAAAGAGUGACCAAUGAUAAAUUGAAAAAAGGAUAGUUAUAUGCACACUACUAAGGUGCAAGACUAUCAAAAAACGACCUUUCAUGAGGGAAAAAAGGUAUCACCUGCACACUUACUCAAUGCCACACAAGUUUAUUGAAGACAACAUUUUGAUUCUUCCUGGAUCUUUAUCAGGUCAAAUGAUAAAUUAACUAAACUUCAACACAUCUGCACAGAUUUAGUCUGUUCUCUGCUGCACAGUCAUGCACGUUCAGUCAUUUCUCUCUCUGAAGCGAUGAGUGUAAAUCACUUUAAACGCUAUGAGAUCAAAUCUGCAUAACAUGGGUUACAGAUCUGAUUUUUUUUUUUUUUACUGUGUACUUGUAUCUUUGCAGCACCAUAAUGUGUAGCAUGUUUCUUUCAGUGCUAUGCUAAUGCAUUUUAUAUUUUUUGCCUCAUGGUAUACGUUCAGUAUAUUCUGUACAUAUGUAAGAAGAAAAGAGAAUUUAAAAAAAUUUCUUAAGAUGAAUAUAAUAUAGAGAUGCGGAGAAGUUUGUGUGUGAUGUUUCUUUUUUUUAUUAUCAUUUUGUCUGCUUUAAUUAAACAGUUCAGAUCACCUGGCUGCAAACAUCUGGCCUUGUGUGGAUUUUCCCAUUACAUGCUG
Plectropomus leopardus (leopard coralgrouper) is the source of this 5772-nucleotide messenger RNA. Lineage: Eukaryota; Metazoa; Chordata; Actinopteri; Perciformes; Serranidae. The record is from RefSeq and is a predicted model, not a curated record.